CUAAAACCAACAAUGCCAUAUAUUCAUAACUCUCGCGAACUCGCCAGAAAUUCACUUCGCUUCACCGCGAUAGCAAUGCAGCCAUAUUUUUACACGAUGGCCAUUAGACACCUACGUCAACGCGUUGACCAUAUCACACCCAGCGUAGAAGCUAUCGCAGCACUAUGUUGAUUACAACGACAAGCAGUCCUCUGGCCAUCUGCAGGACCAUCAUUCUAAUCUGCAGUCUAAUCCUUAAUUUAACCGCCUUCCGGUCUCAUCCUUGCAGCUGUACAAAAAAGCGCUGUCUGAUUUUGCCGCUCUUCCUGAUCGGCAAUCUGCUGACCCUACUGCUGCACAUUCCUGAUCUCGUCCUCGCCUUUGGCGGAUAUUUUCCUAUUGCACAACUGAAAUGCUCAUUUGUCUUUGUAUCCUCGAGCCUGCUAUGCGGAUACUUUGUGGCACUGGGCAUUCUGCGCUGCGUACUGAUUCUGCCGGAUCUGCGUUCAUAUCGUCCAUAUUUCUAUGCCAGCCUCAUCUUCACACCGUUGAUAGCCGCCGGAAUUCAAGUAUUCUACAUGAAAGCGGCACUGGAAGAGCCGUUAUUUCUGCAUUUUCGCAUGAUUCCCAACGAUUCCGAUAGUGCGGCCUAUGCAAGAGAACUCGUGCUGCCGGUGUCCGGAUGUGCACGGACGAUUUGCAAUUCCAGCGAUGUGAUUCUGACCAUGCUGGGAAAUCUAGUUCCUGCCCUCAUUCCAACGGUGUCUUUUAUCGUAUCGUUCCUUGUGUCAUAUUCAUCCAGACGAAGAGUCCAGAGUGAGAAAUAUGUUGAAAGCGAUAUUGUGUCGUCAUACACGCUGGCACAAGAUUACUGUGAUCGUGAAAACCACUGUUGGCAGGUUCUAAAAUUCGUUCUGAUCCUGUUCUUUGGAUGGACUGUUUUCGCCAAACCUUUGACCUUGUUCCUGACUUACUUGACUCGUUAUUACGCUAGCAGCCGGAUUGAACAUUCAUCAGUGUAUUUUUGCUCAAAUUUUUGGGACAUCGGAAACAAUGUGAUUUUGUUUAUUGCAGUAUCUGUGGUGCCGUUUUGUUUGAUUCUUUCGCAUCGGUCCACUUGCAAUCGCACAUCCACGACUGACAAAUAUCACAGUGGACGUAGAAGCAAAUCACUGCAAUGUGUUGAUCGUCCGGUGGCCAUUAUCGGCAGUCCUACCGCCGAAGCGGAUGUUGGGAUGUUUACUUGGGACACCUUCUGCGUGUCCACACCUGUGGUCAAGUUGAACCAGUGCAACAACCAUAGUUCAGUUACAUAGUCCGGAGUUUGCAGUUAAUACAUCCAGACCACGUGUUAUAUGCGCAAUGGAAAACCGAUGGACAGAUAUUCAAGAUAGAAGCAGUAAUCAAACAUUGUACAUAAUAAAUAU
Paramacrobiotus metropolitanus is the source of this 1406-nucleotide messenger RNA. RefSeq lists its product as uncharacterized. The coding region runs from base 165 to 1295 and encodes 376 amino acids. Lineage: Eukaryota; Metazoa; Tardigrada; Eutardigrada; Parachela; Macrobiotidae. The transcript is spliced from 2 exons. The record is from RefSeq and is a predicted model, not a curated record.